ACUCACAAAUCUAACAUUCGUGACCACCCCAAAAAUAUCUACUUCAUCUUUAUCCCUCUUUCUAGAUAUAUAUCUUCUCAUUGCUGCUAUCUAACAUGCUACUGCCAGCCUUAAUUUAGAGAUGUUGAACUUUUCCUACCCUUGAGCAUCUUUCAAGUAUGGUAGGAGGGCGAGAAGAGCGUUCAUGGACAGGGACCAUUAAUAUCAGUUUCCAAGUUUGGCUGCAAGUUGCAAGUCGGAGUUCUUUAUAGCAAGCCAUGGUGACUCCUCAAUACCGCCCACAUCGGCUGUUCCUAGACAUGGAAACCGCGAUGCCGCCAAUCAGCUUAAACAGUACUAUUGGCUCCUACACCAGUGAGGCCAAUUUUGACAACAACAUGGUCAUAGUCCUAGCAGCUUUGCUCUGUGCAUUGAUUUGUGCUCUCGGGUUGAAUUCAGCUGUCCGUUGUGCUCUAAGAUGUGGCUACAGUUUUGGUUUUGGGACCCCGGAGCAGACCCCAGCACGCCAGCUGGCUUCUACUACAGGCGUCAAGAAGAGUGCAUUGAGCCAGAUUCCAGUGGUAGCAUUUGGAUCGGGGCUAAAUCUUACCGUGACAGAUUGUCCAAUUUGCCUUGGAGAGUUUGCAGAAGGCGAGAAGGUCAGAAUUCUCCCCAAGUGCAGCCACGGUUUUCAUGCUAGGUGUAUAGACACAUGGCUGUUGUCAAACUCGUCGUGUCCAUUGUGCCGGCAGGCCUUGCUCGAUAAUACAACAAGCUGCAAUGCAGAAGAGGUGAAUUUCAUAGUCGGGUUGCCUGAAAAUGGGGCAAGCAGUGGACAACCUAGCUUGGGGGAGGGGGAGCGACAUCAAUGAGGUGACUGUAGCUUGAUUGAUCGCAGAAAAAUAUCUAGCUAGGAGGAGCUUCUGUUAUGCUCUCGGAAACUUUUGUAUUCUUCUGUCGGGUGAAAAAGAGAAAAGCUCCCGUGCCCACAUCCCUCUCUCCUGUACUUUUCCAUUUGCUUCUUACGAAGGAGUAUACAGCUCUAAAACUGGUAAAAUAAUAGCACUAGUUAGCAAAUUUGGUUUACACAUCACCUUUAAGACAAUUUGGAAAUAUUAGUAUUAGUUAUUAAUGUAGGAUUAGACCGGUCUAGUGAAGAGAUGUACGUAAAGUUUAAUCUAAUAAUGAUACUAUUUGACGAGGAUUACUGAUUAUGCUUUUA
Molecule: messenger RNA, 1201 nt
Organism: Theobroma cacao (cacao)
Lineage: Eukaryota; Viridiplantae; Streptophyta; Magnoliopsida; Malvales; Malvaceae
Source: RefSeq, a predicted model, not a curated record